Messenger RNA from Emiliania huxleyi CCMP1516, 1050 nucleotides. RefSeq lists its product as hypothetical. The transcript has 3 exons. The annotation marks the transcript as partial. Gene Ontology annotation, biological process: carbohydrate metabolic process. Gene Ontology annotation, molecular function: hydrolase activity, hydrolyzing O-glycosyl compounds. Lineage: Eukaryota; Haptophyta; Isochrysidales; Noelaerhabdaceae. The record is from RefSeq and is a predicted model, not a curated record.
AUGUCGCUGCCCUACACCUUGCUCGUCCUGGCUCUCGACAACGGUGUCGGCCGCACUCCUGCGAUGGGCUGGAACAGCUGGAAUACGUUUCGUUGUGAGGGCCUGGACGAAGCGCUCAUCCAUGAGGUCGCCGAUGCGAUGGUUUCCACAGGGCUUCGCGAUGCGGGCUACCAGUACGUCAACAUAGACGACUGCUGGAUGGACAAGAAGCGGAGUGGAGACGGCCACAUCGUUGUCGACCCUCGCCGUUUUCCAAGCGGCAUGGCGGCGCUCGGCAAGUACAUCCACGAGCGGCGGCUCAAGUUUGGAAUCUACUCGUGCGCAGGAGAGACGACGUGUGAGGGGCUGCCGGGCUCAUACGGCCACGAACGCGAGGACGCGGCCGAUUACGCGUCGUGGGGAGUUGACUACCUCAAGCUCGAUUUUUGCGGCAUGGAGAAGGUGCCGACGGCGGAGAGGCAGCCGGAGCGGCGGUACAGCGUCAUGCGCGACUCGCUCAACGCGACGGGGAGGCCGAUGCUGUUUUCGCUCUGCAACUGGGGCGGCGGGCGCCCGAACCGCUGGGGGCACAACGUGGGCCACAGCUGGAGGACGGGGCGGGACGUGUUUGCAGUGUGGGAUGAGGCGGCGGCGCGGAAGCUGCACAAGUUGCCGGGGUACCUCCAGUCCAUCAUGACGGCGGUCGAGGAUGCCGACGCGGCGCAGCGAGCCGUGGACGGCCCCGGCGGCUUCAACGAUCUCGACAUGCUCGUGUGGGGGAUGGUCGGCGGGCUCACCCGCACCGAGCAGCGGACCCACUUCGCGCUCUGGUGCAUGCUCUCCAGCCCCCUCAUGCUCGGGAACGACCCGCGCCGCAUGAGCGCUGCCACGCGCCGCAUCCUCACCUCCAAAGGCAUGCUCGCCAUCAGCCAAGACCCGCUCGGCGUCGCGGCGCGGCGCGUGUGGCGCAACGGGCCGCUCGCGAUCUGGAGCAAGCCGCUCGCCGACGGCGCGCACGCGCUGCUGCUUUUCAACGGGGGCGAGACGCCGGCCGACAUCACCGUCCGCUGG